AUGGAUCCAAAGACAAACAGCUUGGUCACCCCCAAACCCAGCGAGCCACUGCUCAAGAAAGAUUUCCUCCCCACCCCCACGAAAACGAACGAAAUCCAGAACAAUCCCCCAGCCGCUGUAAACAACACAUCAAAACCCAAUCAGCCUACAUCAAGAAACUUGCUGUCCAGUCAGAACAUGCUCAAUCCAAUCACUGCUAAGCCUCUGUCUACCAAGAUCAUGCAGGGUGUAUCGUCUGAUGAAAUCGAUGGGAUGAUUGAGAGAAUCAAAGCCGACAUCGAGCCCUUGUUGGGACGAUACCAAGAUCAGGAAAAGAGAAUCAAUACACUCAAAGAAUCAUUACAUCCACAUAUCCUAUCCACAAGAACGGCAGUCUCACAUUUGAGUCAUCUGGCAUCAAGGGCCAAAAAGACUUCAGAUCUCAUCGAUCAACAAUCGGGCGCAUUCAUCCAACUAGCAAAAGAAGACAUAUACAAGCAGAUCGAGUCGGAUUCGGUCGGCCGUGAGAAGGAUUUCAGUGAUAGCCAGUCGGACCUAUUGGGCGGGGAUCAACUCGAAUUAGCUCGCACAAAGCUUUUGGAAGCUAACAAGAAGCUCGAGAAACAUAUCGCUCGUCAAAGGCACUAUGAGCGGAAACUGGCCAUGCACCUUUCCACCAUUCGUCGGUUGAUUCUAAUUUUAUUGACGAUCAAGAUCUUCAUUGAUUUGAGGAUCUCGAAUCAAGUGAAUCAAUUCAUCAACGAACUAGCUCCGGUUGAGUACAUGCCUGCCUUUUUCGCUCGCAGUCUCAUUGGCAAUACCCAUCCGCCCCAAUCAACGGCAGCCCAUCACCAUUCCUCCACUUAUGACCAUCAGCAUCAGCCCAGAAAACGAGCAUCCGAUUUCGUUGCCUACUUGCUUUGGAUGGUCCUAAUCAAGUUAGAGUUUUUCUAA
Puccinia triticina is the source of this 933-nucleotide messenger RNA. RefSeq lists its product as uncharacterized. Bases 1 to 933 code for a protein of 310 amino acids. The transcript is spliced from 6 exons. The record is from RefSeq and is a predicted model, not a curated record. NCBI's taxonomy places the organism in Eukaryota, Fungi, Basidiomycota, Pucciniomycetes, Pucciniales, Pucciniaceae.